Molecule: messenger RNA, 606 nt
Organism: Letharia lupina
Lineage: Eukaryota; Fungi; Ascomycota; Lecanoromycetes; Lecanorales; Parmeliaceae
Exons: 2
Coding region: 1-606 (201 amino acids)
Cellular component (GO): cytoplasm
Source: RefSeq, a predicted model, not a curated record
AUGUCGCAAUCUUUUCUCAACCAGCUACUCAACAAUCCCGAGAACCGCGUACAAUCGGAACAAGGCGAACAAUGCAGUAUCUGUCUUGAAGAGUACGAUACACUAAAUACAUCGACCGGAACGAUCGAGUGUCAAAUCCGCCUACCCUGCAACCACAGCAUAGGCUCAUUAUGCGUCGUCACCUGGCUUCAAACAGGCAAAAAUUGCCCCGUCUGCCGGGCAGUAUUCUUCGGUGCUGCAUCCCUACCGGCUAUCACCAGAAGGGACGACGGACCAGGAGUGCCCUUGAGCGAGUCUCAGGGAAACGAAUCCCCAGCCCUCUUCGUGGCGGACAUUUUCCACAACCUCGAUUUUCCCCCGCAGGCUUCCCCGCAGGGCCAUGUCCCUACGCAGAUCCUAAGGUUGGCAACAUCAAUGGCCAGCCGCUUCACGGAAUUCCCCGACGGCCAAGCCUUCUCUACACGCUGCGUCGCCGCCGUCAACAUUUACAUGGCCGCACGUAUCUGGGGUCGAAGCUUAGAUCUGAGGGACAUCGCGCGAGCAGCCGGCAUCGAGGUGCAUGAGAUUCUUGGGCGACGUGGUAGUGCAAGGGGGCAGAGGGAGUAG